CAGCGCAUGUAAGAAAGAGGUGGCUGUGUUCAAACCUGUACAUGACAAUGGAAAUAGUGCUUUGUGACACACACGAGAGCCCGUGUUUCCUGAAGACCGGCGUCAGAGAUGGGCCGAACAAGGGGAAGAGCUUUUAUGUGUGCAGCGCCAGAGAGGGAACGCCGUGCGGAUUCACGCAGCCAGCUGAAAUGCCUCCCUCUCACUGCCUACAUCACGAAGACUCUCUGGUGGAGCUCCAAGCACUCGUUCAGAGCCAGCAGCAGGGCUGCUACAGGUUAUUCUUCCGUUGCGUUUCGGGGAAGAGUGAAGGGAAGAAGUGGUGUGGAAGCAUUCCGUGGAAGGGGCCUGAGGCAAAGGGAUGGAAUCCCCCAGCAGAUGGAGAGUCUCAGUGCGCCAAGCUCCCCCAGGAGAGGAAUCCAUUCAAGGCUCCAAGCAAAACCGGGCAACCGUCAGAAUGGAGGAUCCUGCAGGAAGGAGGGAACAGCAGGAGUGAGCAAAAAAUGAAGGAGAGAGGAGAGAGGGAGCAAGAAAGCCGAAAAGGAGGUAUGGCGGGAGAGGGGAGGGGGAAGGGGAAGAAGGAGAGUGUACGAGAGGAGAAGAGGCUGGAUGUUUGGCAGGGAACAAUGAAGGGAGAGUGA
Molecule: messenger RNA, 638 nt
Organism: Megalops cyprinoides (Indo-Pacific tarpon)
Lineage: Eukaryota; Metazoa; Chordata; Actinopteri; Elopiformes; Megalopidae
Product: transcription termination factor 2-like
Exons: 6
Coding region: 42-638 (198 amino acids)
Molecular function (GO): zinc ion binding
Source: RefSeq, a predicted model, not a curated record